Messenger RNA from Naegleria fowleri, 1137 nucleotides. RefSeq lists its product as uncharacterized. The coding region runs from base 1 to 1137 and encodes 378 amino acids. The record is from RefSeq and is a predicted model, not a curated record. NCBI's taxonomy places the organism in Eukaryota, Heterolobosea, Eutetramitea, Acrasida, Naegleriidae. The transcript has a single exon.
AUGCAUGAAGAGGAGGUGAACGAUUCCACACACAACCAAUGUCAACAGAAGGAACUAUUUCUAACAGCAAACACAGAAGACCAUCCACAAGAAGAAUCUCUUCUUGAAAAGAAACAUGUAUUGGCCUCGGAGGAAGAAUACGAUGAGGAUAGAAAGAAAAGAAAAAUUAAGCACGUCAACGGUCAAGAAGGUUUUUUCAUGGAUAUACUGAAGCAUAUAUUUCUGUAUUUAGAUGUUCCUGACUUUGGCUAUUCUCGACCAUGGUUCGUUUGUAAAUAUUGGAAUCAAGUAUUUUGCAAAAAGGGACAUAAGUUCCCAAAACUCUAUCUUCAUUCCUAUUUUAGCUUGAAUGAGGAACAAAAGACAAGCUUGAAUGAGAUGUUGAAGGAGUUUGGAAUGUCUCACAAAAAUACAUUUGAAAAACUAUUGAAAUGCAUGAAUUGGAAUUUUGUUGAAGAACUUGACACUCUCUUUCGUGAAUACAAACAAAAUCCUUCAGAGAGAUUGCUAUCACAAAUGGAAAAGCUGGUACAGUUUCAGAAGCGCAUCUCUUCCAAGCAAGAUUUUGAAAGAGUGAUCCGAAAAAAUCUACCACCGUCUGUUCAAAUUAUGGACGAGCAUGCAAAGUUAACAUCAUUCUCAAUAUUGAAAGAAAAUCUUUUCAAGAUAAUUGUUGUCACAAAUCAAAAGGAAGAACAGACUGAACGAGAAGACUACAAUACACUCUCAAAAAAGAAAAUAUCUUGUAUCACCUUCUUAACAAACGGUUUUCCUUUGAAAUUUACAAUUUCAUAUCGCUCUACAUGUACAGAAACUGGAUAUGGAAAGCAUUCAAGUAUCAAUGAUUACGAAAUUACUGAAAUAAGGUUUGAAGGAGAUGUUGUGUUAAAAGUUUCAUCUGAAGUUGUAUCGAAUCCUUAUGGAGAUGAUCAUGUUGAGUUUGAACAUUCAUUAGAAUUUGAAUGUUGGAAAAAUUUUCUAGUAUUGGAAACGACACCUCCUCUCAGUACUGACCAACAAUAUGCAAGUAUUUUGAUUUAUUGGUUAAAACAAUUUUUGGACAUUCCUUUCCCAACAGAGGUGGAUACUGGUCUGAGUGAAGUAAGAUUUUGUGAAAAAAGUCAAUCUAUCGUUUGA